This is a messenger RNA of Tinamus guttatus (white-throated tinamou), 815 nucleotides long. The record is from RefSeq and is a predicted model, not a curated record. Lineage: Eukaryota; Metazoa; Chordata; Aves; Tinamiformes; Tinamidae.
AUUCCCAAGUUCUUCAGGAGCCAGGGGAUCGGUCACACUGGUGCGUGGUGGCAUACUGGGAAGAGAAGACGCGCGUGGGUCGGCUGUAUUCUGUCCAAGAGCCCUCCCUGGAUAUCUUCUAUGAUCUACCUCAGGGGAACGGUUUCUGCCUCGGCCAGCUCAAUUCGGACAACAAGAGCCAGCUGGUGCAGAAGGUGCGCAGCAAAAUCGGAUACGGUAUCCAGCUCACCAAGGAAGUGGACGGCGUGUGGGUCUACAACCGCAGCAGUUACCCCAUCUUCAUCAAGUCGGCCACACUGGACAACCCCGACUCCAGGACGUUGCUGGUUCACAAAGUGUUUCCAGGGUUUUCCAUCAAGGCGUUCGACUACGAGAAGGCGUACAGCCUGCAGCGGCCGAACGACCAUGAGUUCAUGCAGCAACCAUGGACCGGAUUUACUGUUCAGAUCAGCUUUGUGAAAGGCUGGGGCCAGUGCUACACGAGACAGUUCAUCAGCAGUUGCCCGUGCUGGUUGGAGGUUAUUUUUAAUAACCGAUGACUCGAGACAGUGGACUCAUGACAUUUAUACUACUUUGCUGCUAUUAUUUCCUUCUGAGUGCUUGCUUUUCAUGCAAACUUUUUUUGUUGUUGUUGUUGAUGUUGUUUUUCUUUUGUUUUGUUUUGUUCGUUGUUUUUUUCUGUUUUUUCUUUUUUUCCUGUUUUGAGAAAUAGCUUAUGGAAAGAUUUUUGCCUUGGCGCUUUGAUAAAUCUUGUCUAUUUUUUAAAGGCGCGAAUGACCAAUAACUCAGAAGGGCAAGAGCGAAGGCGCGGGAAG